Taeniopygia guttata (zebra finch) is the source of this 5873-nucleotide messenger RNA. It is a transcript of the gene KCNK9, whose product is annotated as potassium two pore domain channel subfamily K member 9. Lineage: Eukaryota; Metazoa; Chordata; Aves; Passeriformes; Estrildidae. Gene Ontology annotation, cellular component: plasma membrane. The record is from RefSeq and is a predicted model, not a curated record. Gene Ontology annotation, molecular function: outward rectifier potassium channel activity; potassium ion leak channel activity. Gene Ontology annotation, biological process: potassium ion transmembrane transport; stabilization of membrane potential.
CGGAGCCCGGGAGCCCUCCUCCCCUCGCCCCGCACCUCCUCCGCGGAUGGGCGCGCUGCCGCCGCCCGGCUCCCCCCGGCCCCGCCGCUCCGCCUGAAGAAACUUGGGACGGCGGCGGCCUCCGCCUCCCCGCCGCGCCCCGCCCGGGCUGCGGGCGACCCUUCCCCGCGCCGCCGCGCCAACUUCGCGGGGGGACCCGCCCGCCGCAGGACUCCGUGCCGGGGCCGCCGGCCCCUCGGCGGGGACCCCCUGCCCCUGGCCUCGGUGCUGGGGAGGAGCGGGGGGUGCCCUGGAUGGCCCUGCGCACUGGGACGGCUUGGUUUGGGCAGGUCCUGCGCAGAGUUUCCCGCCUUCAGGGCACCUGGUCCCGGCGCUCCAGCAGCCUCCUGUGCCUCUCUUCUUCCCAGGAGCCCGAGCAGGCGGGCGGGGAGCGACCGCCGCCGCAGCACAAGCUGCCCCGGAGCAGCGGCAGCGGCGGCGGGCGCCGCCGGCCCCCCCGGCAGCUGCUCCCCUGCUGUAGCUGCUGCGGCCUGUCGGAACCCCGGGCGGCCAGGGGGGGACAUGGUCCCCUCACUCGCCCCUUGCUGGCGGCCAUGAAGAGGCAGAACGUGCGGACCCUGUCCCUCAUCAUCUGCACGUUCACCUACCUGCUGGUCGGGGCUGCCGUCUUUGAUGCCCUGGAGUCCGACAACGAGAUGCGGGAGGAGGAGAAACUCAAAGCCGAGGAGAUCCGGCUCAAAGGAAAGUACAACAUCACCAGCGAGGACUACCGGCAGCUGGAGUUGGUGAUCAUGCAGUCCGAGCCGCACCGCGCCGGAGUCCAGUGGAAAUUCGCCGGCUCCUUCUACUUUGCCAUCACGGUCAUCACGACCAUCGGUUACGGACACGCUGCCCCAGGGACGGAUGCGGGGAAGGCCUUCUGCAUGUUCUACGCAGUCCUGGGGAUCCCACUGACACUCGUCAUGUUCCAGAGCCUGGGCGAGCGCAUGAACACCUUCGUCAAGUACCUCUUGAAACGCAUCAAAAAGUGCUGCGGCAUGAGGAGCACCGAGGUUUCCAUGGAAAACAUGGUCACUGUGGGUUUCUUCUCCUGCAUGGGGACACUCUGCAUUGGAGCAGCAGCCUUUUCCCAGUACGAGGAAUGGAGCUUUUUCCAUGCUUACUAUUACUGCUUUAUAACAUUGACUACCAUAGGGUUUGGAGACUAUGUGGCCCUGCAGACCAAAGGGGCCCUUCAAAAGAAGCCUCUCUACGUGGCUUUUAGCUUUAUGUACAUUCUAGUGGGGUUGACAGUCAUUGGGGCAUUUCUAAAUCUGGUUGUUCUCAGGUUCUUGACCAUGAACAGUGAGGAUGAGAGGAGGGAUGCCGAGGAACGGGCGUCCCUGGCAGGGAACCGCAACAGCAUGAUUAUCCACAUCCAAGAGGACUCCCAGCAUGGUCGGCCACGGUACAAGGCCGAAGUAACAGACCUUCAGUCAGUUUGUUCCUGCAUGUGUUACAGGUCCCACGAGUACACCAGCCGGGUGGUGUCCCACCAAAAUUCGUUCAGCUCGAAGCUGAACCCCCAGUACUUUCACUCCAUCUCUUACAAGAUAGAGGAGAUCUCGCCAAGCACAUUAAAAAACAGCCUUUUCCCAUCUCCUGUCAGCUCCAUCUCACCUGGGUUGCACAGCUUUACAGAUAACCACAGGCUGAUGAAACGGCGAAAGUCCAUUUAAAGGGAUUUGUCUUAUUUUGCUUUCCUUGUUUUUCCCAGUUCUUUGUUGUUUUGGUUUUUUUGUUCCUUGAGUGAGACGGAGCGAGGCCAAAGGGAGUAGAGCAAGCCAGUCCUCCUCUGAGACUCAGCUCUUGAGCAUGAAGCAUGGAUUAUUACUGUUCCAGCAAAGUAUGCCUUACAUUACCCCCUUGGUGGAUGUCAGAGGAUUCAAGGUGACGUGAAGUGGGUACCAAAUCCAAAGUUGCACACACAGCUGGGAGCCUUCAUGUGCCACUGGCACUCCUGACCUAACAAACUUUUUUCCUCACGAGCAGGUUGCAGUGUGUGUGCGUGUGCCUGUGUGAGUGCCGGGUGCGUGUGCGUAUGUGUGCGCGUGCAAUUCCACAACCAGUGCCAUGUGACAAAAAUUAAAGCAUCAGGAAUUAUUUUUUUCUUUUGCCCUUGAAGCAAUUGUGUUCCAGCCUGCUUUUUUAGAUUUGCUUCCAAAAAGGAACGGGGAGGGUGGGAGGGGAGCCAAUUUGUUUUGGUUUUUUUUUUGCCGAGAGAAGCAUGCGCCAUAAGCAGUCAAUAUACCAGGUGUAUCAUGGUAAAUUUUUUAAUGCUAGAUUUUAGAUUGUAUUAACAUAAAAAAAAAAAAAAAAGGCAGGAGAAGAUGGAUCAUUUUAGCUUGCCAGUUCAAAAUUAAAAAAAAAAAAUAAAGCAUGCACUUUGUAAAACUGGUAUGCAUAAUAAAAACACAAGAAAAACUAGCAAUGGAACUAAUAAUCAAAAGCAAAUAAUCAUAUUAAUUUAACUAUAUUUAAUUUUAUAAUUUUCAACUGUUCCAACAAUUUGCAAGAAGAAUUCCUAGGAUAAAUUGGAAAAAUUGUUGGAACAGGAGAGUGUAUUUUGUUAUUUUAAUUUUAUUUAUAAAUUAUUAUUAUUAUUAUUAUUAUUAUUAUUAUUAUUAUUAUUAUUAUUAUUAUUAUUAUUAUUAUUAUUAUUAUUAUUAUUAUUAUUAUUAUUAUUAUUAUUAUUUUGUGCAGCAAUUACCUGCAUGAGUAGGAUUUAUAUUUUUUGGAAUGCUUGGUUAAGAUGGGUAUAAAUAGGAGGAUGUAUAUUUUUUUCUUAUAUAAUAGUGACAGGGCAUUCCUUGUUUUAAAUAAAAAAAUACAGAUGAUUGUCUCUAAAUGCUUUUGAUUUGUAAAUAAUGGAAAGCCUUUGUUGGUCUCAGGAAGAAUUCAAGGGACAGUAUCUUGUGUUUGGCUCACUGGGAACUUGUGAGAUUAGAUGUGAUAUUGCUUUUUUUGCUAGGCAAAGGCAAAAUGUAUUUAGCAGUAACAGGCAAAAAUAGCUUUACUCCAGUGUUUGAAGGGUAACAGCGGGAGCAGUUGUGUUGGCAAGUUGUAGUGGAGGAUGUUGAGACCAUAUCAUAAAGUUGUUCCUUGGAUAUUGUCCAUCUCUCAGUUGUUCAUCUGGACCAAACAGACUUUACUGAACUUAAUUAGAGGCCUAAUCCAGCUCCCUUUUAAGAGAAUAGGAAUUUUCAGUGAUUACAUGGGAUUUAGUGCUUUUGGAGAUUUAUCUUUGAUUUUACAAGGGUAGGACUGGGAGUUUUAUGAACCUGCACCUUUGUCUCCGAUUUAAUUCUGUCUUUUAAAUAGCUUUCCAUGUUAAUUUGCCAUACAAAACCCAUUUCUUUUUGGCACUAAUCGCCUCCUGCUGAUUCUACCAUUUUGUGCUCUCAGUGUAAAAGCAAUAAUCCUUUUUUUACUCUUAAAACUAGAUGGUGUGUGCCCAGCUCUGAGCUCUGUGUGCUGAUGGAUGUUGAUACCUUCUCAAAGAGACAGUUAUAAAGAGCAUUAAUAGGGAGAAAUAAGGAGUAUCAUUCCUCCUCUGUUGUCUACUCCUUGGCUUUAAAUGAUUAACUAUCAAAUAUGCUCAUGUUCUCCACAUCUGUCUUUCAAUAAGUAAAUGACAAGCAAGUUAUCCAUGACUUUGACUCCGUUAUGCAGCUUCCUUUGGGUGUAGAAAUUGCUGUGGCAUGAAAUACUCCAUUAAGAUUGGUGAAGAGCUAACAGGAUUCUUAAUGAGGAUGGAUGAGGAUGGACUUUUUCAGAGUAAUGUGUGGGGCAAGCUGGGUGCAUCAAUGCUGUACUGCCAGUACCAUGUCCUAGGGCAAAUGCUGAUGGAAGAAGGAUCAAAGCAAGAACACCUAAAAAAGCAGUUUCAGGAUGUGUUAAACCACCUCAGUGUUUGACACCUCGAAGCUGCUUCCCCUGACAGCCCAUAGGGUUCACAGUGUUCUCCAAAUUCACUUUUUUCAUCUUUGUUUGUUAUCCUAGAAGUGAAAAAAAAAAAGUAUGUCUCUUUUCCUGCUAUGGAGAUAAGUAUGCCUGGAAUAUGCACCUCUAUAUCAUGUACAGCUGCUGGGUGUAUUUGACACUGGAGAGAAGCAGGAAAACUUUGGGGUUUUCGAGCUGAAUUCUGUGCCUGACAAAGGAGAAUUUUGGUAACAAGACAUUUAAAAAAAUCUUUAAAAAAUAAAAAAUCAGUUACAUUUUAUAAAACAUUGCAUAGAUUUUCUUUUUUUCUUUUCCUUUGAGAAAAGAAGAAACUAUUAUUUCUGUUGCAUAUAGAAAUCAUCUUUAAAUGUCCUAUAAAACAUGUUGAACUGGAAAGGUUGAAAUCUUUACAUACUCUUGCUGAUUUGUUACUAAAUCUUCCAUCUGGAACCAUAAAUGAAAAGUCAAUUUUAAUACACAGGGUGUUUAACCAGGGGAGAAACUUACCUCAGCAUAUCAUGGCUUAUCUGCCACUUAGAGUCUCUACAUUAAAACUUAAUGGCUUUAUAAUUACUCUGCUUUAGCUUAGUUGAAGUCUGUAGAUGUAGUUCAAGAAUCUGUGUAUGUUGAUAUGAAGAAGCCAGAGUAGAUGUCCAUAAAAAUACUUUUACAUUUAAAAACUAUAAUGAGUGUGUAUGUUUGAAAAUGUUUUGUCUGAAUGUAUCUGCAUUCAUUGUGAUUUUCAAAUAAGCUUAUUUGUUUUAUUUUCUGGCUGAAGAGCCCACAAAUCUGUCCAACCUAUAUUUUUGCCACACAUGAGAUUUUUGAAAUUUCAGGAUGUUUCAUUUGCAAGGAAACUCUUGCAGGACUUUGCUUUGUGAGCAGCCAGACACAAGAACCCUCACAUGUGCACAUCAGAACAAGAGGCAAAAUCUGCCUCUCUCUCUUUAGUUGUUUUUAUAGUUCUUGACUGAUGUGUGAAUAAUGGCUUGGGCUGUCUGGAACUGGAACAGACUGAAUCAUGAAAGGGAAGCUUUUGUCCAAGGUUAAUCCCAGCUUUUCAGUUAAACAUGAAAAACCAGUCAGUGAAAGGUGAACUGACUUUUGUCUGUUCUGUCUCUGACUUCUUAUUGCCCUACAUGUUUUCUUCUCACAACACUGCUUUCCACAGAAUGCUUUGGUUAGUACAUUAUUUGGUUUAUUCCACUUAAGAUAUUAUCUCUCUCAGAACAACUUCCCUUGCUCGCUACUCGCUCUUUUGAAAUUCUGCUAUGAGCAGGUAGUAGUGGUACUGCUUAUGACUAGACAUCCUAAUGUCUGCUAUCACUUUGUGAUGCACUCUCAUUCCCCAGAGUCUCAUUUCCCCUACCAUUCCCUAUUAUUAAGCAUUAGAAAUAAUAAUAAUAAAUCAGAUUAGUCUAUUUAUGUCACACUAAUGUGCUCUUCAUCAAAACAACACAAAUUUAGCUCCCUGCUGUCGACUUUGAUUAUAUAACAACCCUAUUAUGCUAUAAUAUUUCAUAUUAUCAUCAAAGGGAAAAAUCAGUUUGAUCAGUGAAGCACCAAAAUAGCUUUGAGUGCGUGUGCUGUGAUAUGGAAACAAGAGGAAACUUAAUAGAACAAUGCAGGCACAAGUCUCCACUUGGUCUUUAUUACUGUGUAAGGAAUAUCCUGACUGAUCUAACAGGCACUUCUUUGCCAGAGAUUUGUACAUGCACCUGCUUCACAGGGAUGCCUGUAGUGGGGCAGCCCCAGAAAGGGUGUCUGGAUGUUCCUAGAAGAGUCCAAAAUAGUUUCUUGGUUUUUAGUGAAUGGAGAGGAUGUGCAGUGACCUCCAGCAAUAAACUUCUGUUUGAACUGUCUGUAACAGCUCAUUAGGAUUAAAUAGACAU